This is a messenger RNA of Meira miltonrushii, 1920 nucleotides long. RefSeq names its product alpha/beta-hydrolase. Bases 49 to 1767 code for a protein of 572 amino acids. The transcript has a single exon. The record is from RefSeq and is a predicted model, not a curated record. NCBI's taxonomy places the organism in Eukaryota, Fungi, Basidiomycota, Exobasidiomycetes, Exobasidiales, Brachybasidiaceae. Gene Ontology annotation, biological process: proteolysis. Gene Ontology annotation, cellular component: fungal-type vacuole. Gene Ontology annotation, molecular function: serine-type carboxypeptidase activity.
CUUUCCUCGUCACCAUCAAGAUCGAAAGAUCAACCCCUUCUUGUCAUCAUGCGUUGCUCUCAUUUGAUUGGUGUAAUUGCCUUGGCAAGCACUACUUUAUUGGCUUUGACCAAUAUCCCCACUUCUACCGCCUCUCAAGUACCAUUCACUGCUGAGUACAAUGAAUCACCCAACUCAGCAUUCGGCGAUAUGCCAAGAAUCGAAUUACCAUUGUACAAUGAGGAUGAUGAUAUCAAAACACAAUCAGCCAAAGCACUAAACGUGGAACAAAUCAUCGCGGAGCAAAACGGCAAACACGUCCUUUUGACGCAUGAAGAAUUUCCACAAAUGAGCGUUCGUAUCAAAAGGAUUGCUGGAAAAUCCGCAACCGUUAGUCAAAUGAAUCAAGCUCCAAAUGCUUCACCUUUGCUUUAUAACUCUUCCGAUCCAAACGCAUUUUGUGAUCCAACAGUCACUUCUUGGUCGGGAUAUGUUGAUACGAUCGAUGGAAAAUCAUUCUUUUUCUACUUUUUCGAAUCUAGACACAAACCGGAUACCGAUCCUAUCUUGAUGUGGCUCACUGGUGGACCUGGUUGUAGCAGCUCAUUGGGUUUAUUUAUGGAAUUGGGACCAUGCCAAAUUAUGGAAGGCUCCAGUAAAGAUGCUAACGGACCCCCGAUCAAUGGUACGAAAUGGAACCCUUAUUCUUGGAACAGUCAUGCAAGCGUCUUCUUUAUCGAUCAGCCGGUCGAAGUUGGCUUCUCUUAUUCUCGUUACGGUUUGCACAGCUACAAUGCCGAUCAAGGUGCAAAGGAUCUUUAUGGAUUUUUGCGAAUCUUCUUUAGCAGCUUUGAACGAUUCCAAGACAAUGACUUUGUUGCUACGGGAGAAUCAUACGCAGGACGCUACCUGCCAAGAUACGCUUCUCAAAUUCUAGACGAGAAUCAUAAGAUCAGCUUUAAAGCAGAACGGGCAGGAAAGAAGGUCAAGAAAGGAGAAUUGGUCAAUUUGAAAAAAGUUGCUAUCGGUAACGGAUUAACAGAAAGCGGCAUUCAAAAGCCAUACUACUACGACUUCGUGUGCAAGAAGCAUAACGAUCAUGGACCUUUGGUCAGUAUUGCAGAGUGCAACUCAAUGGCUCCUUGGAAAGAUCGUUGUUUGAAAUUGUUCCGCGAAAAAUGUAUCGAAACAUGGGACCCCGAACAAUGUCAAGCUGUCGAUGAUGUCUGUGCAGAUCGUCUGGAAACGCCGUUCUUCAAGACAGGACGUAACCCUUACAACGUCUUGGAUCUGUGCAAAGCAGGUUAUUCUCCCAACCUUUGUUAUCAGGUUACCGAAGAUAUCAGGAAUUAUUUGGAUCGUGAAGACGUAAGAACAUUAUUGGGUGCCGAACCAAUCUCAAAGAUUGGUAAGUUCAAGUCUUGCAAUGAAAAUGUCGCUUCUGGCUUCAGUGCAUACCAUGAUUCAACUUUCAAUAACGCACUUAGCGUUGCAGGUCUUUUGGAACGUGAUAUUGAUGUGAUGAUCUAUGUAGGAAAAUUGGAUUGGAUUUGCAAUCAUGUCGGAAACAGAGCUUGGGUGGAUAAACUCGAAUGGUCCGGUCAGACUGCUUUCCAUUCUUCAAAGCCAUACGAUCUCAUCGUUGACGGAAAGGUUGCCGGUGAAACACAAAGAGGAGGAAAUCUUGUUUGGGCAACGAUAGAAGGAGCAGGACAUAUGGUGCCAUAUGAUAAACCAAAGGUCGCUUUGGAAAUGAUCGAUCGUUUCAUUGCUGGUGAUAAACUUUAAGAUCGCACAAUUAAAUAGGAAAGGAUGUGUAUAAGAUUCAUUAUUCGGUAUAUGUACACACUAAUCGGAAGCCUAAAUUAACUUGUAAACACAAUUAAACAGGUCAGGUGUGUAAGAUGUGGUAGAGAAAAGGAAUGAUGAGCGAUUUGCCUU